Pestalotiopsis fici W106-1 is the source of this 915-nucleotide messenger RNA. RefSeq lists its product as uncharacterized. Gene Ontology annotation, molecular function: oxidoreductase activity. The transcript has a single exon. NCBI's taxonomy places the organism in Eukaryota, Fungi, Ascomycota, Sordariomycetes, Amphisphaeriales, Sporocadaceae. Bases 1 to 915 code for a protein of 304 amino acids. The record is from RefSeq and is a predicted model, not a curated record.
AUGUCCACAUUCAAGAAUAUCCUCCUCAUUGGAGCGACGGGCUCCAUUGGCAGCGUUGUACUCGAAGCUCUGACAAAGGAACUCAGCUUUACCUUGACUGUGCUGCAACGAGCAUCAUCCAAGGCGAAACUGCCGGAGCAUCUCAGGGCCGUGAUCAUUGCAGACUCCUAUCCGACAGAGGACCUUGUCCAGGCCUUCAAGGGCCAGGAUGUCAUUGUCAACUGCAUGACGUCCCUCUCGGUCAUGGAUCAAUUCCGCAUGAUUGAUGCCGCCAUCUCUGCGGGUGUGAAGCGCUAUGUUCCCAGCGAGUACGGCCUGAAUAACAUGCGACCCGAAGCGCAAGCCUUGAACGCCGUCUUCCGGGCCAAGGGCAAGGUUCAGGAGUACUUGCGCGCCCGGGCGGCUGAAGGUGUCAUUGAAUGGAUGAGCGUAUCUUGCGGCAUGUGGAUCAAAUGGAGCAUGGCGCACGAGUUUCUUGGUAUGCACGUGGCGGAACGCAGAUUUGUGUUCUGGGACGACGGCGACGGCUUCUUUUCUUGCACGACGGAGGAAAACACGGCCGCGGGACUUAUUGAAGCACUCAAGAGACCCGGGGAAACCAAGAACAACAACAUCUUUCUGAGUGACUUUGCAAUCUCCCAGAAGCAGCUACUUGAAGUCAUUGAGAAGAUCCAGGGUGUCAAGUACGCCACUGAGAAGGUCGACAGCUACGCUUUGAUCAAGGAGAAGCAGGCAGAGGUUGAGAAUGGGAAUGAUCUGGCCACAUUCACCUUGAUUGAGACUGGUUUCGUGACGGGGCGGUACGGAGGGCAUCUGGAGGAAGAAGGAAGAGUGAUGAAUGAGCAGUUGGGUUUACCAAAGAGAGAAUUGGAAGAGGUGGUCAAAGGCGCCUUGAUAUCGCUCAACGUCAUGUAA